AUGCGCCAUUUACAGCUGCAAAAAUACCUCUCGCUCCCUCAGAGCGGUAAGGUCAUCGCCGAAUACGUGUGGAUCGACGGCUCGAACGGUAUCCGCUCAAAAUCAAAGGCCGCGAGCUUGCGAACCAACACGGCUGCCAUCUGCGCCGAGAUACACAUCUUGGUGUGCAUACAGCAAUUGGGGGUCGCACGCGUUGUUGGUCGCCUUACUCUAGACAAGAAGGUCGAGAAGGUCGAGGAGCUCCCAGAAUGGAACUUUGACGGUUCGUCAACGGGCCAGGCGCCCGGCGACAACUCGGAUGUUUACCUCCGCCCCGUCUCCUUUUACCCUGACCCCUUCCGUCUGGGCGACAACAUCCUCGUCAUGUGCGAGACGUACAUGUCAGACGGCAAGCCCAACGCAUACAACUUCCGCCACGACGCCGCCAUCAUCUUCAAGCAGCACUCGGCCGCCGAGUUCUGGUUCGGUCUCGAGCAAGAAUACACGCUUCUCGACGAGUUUGGCUGGCCAUACGGCUGGCCCAAGAACGGCUUCCCUGCGCCCCAGGGCCCGUACUACUGCGGUGUGGGCACUGGCAAGGUCUUCUGCCGUGACAUUGUCGAGGCUCACUACAAGGCAUGCCUGUACGCCAACAUCAACAUCUCCGGCACCAACGCCGAGGUCAUGCCCGCGCAAUGGGAGUACCAAGUCGGCCCCUGCCCAGACAUCUCGCUCGGUGACCAGCUCUGGAUGUCGCGCUUCCUCCUGCACCGCGUUGCAGAGGAGUUCGGCGCCAAGGUGACGUUUGCGCCCAAGCCCAUCCCCGGCGACUGGAACGGCGCUGGUCUGCACACCAACGUGUCCACCAAGGACACCCGUGCUGACGGCGGCAUGAAGGCCAUUGAGGCCGCCAUGGAGAAGCUCUCCACCCGCCAGGCCGAGCACAUGGCCGUGUACGGUUCCGACAACCAGCUACGCAUGACGGGCAAGCACGAGACUGCCUCAUACGACAAGUUCACCUGGGGCGUGGCCAACCGCGGCUCCUCGGUGCGCAUCCCCCGCGCCGUCGCCUCGGAAAACAAGGGCUACUUCGAGGACCGCCGCCCAGCGUCCAACGGUGACCCAUACCAGAUCACGGGCAUAAUCGCAGAGACCAUGUACGGCAAGGUCGACGGCGCGGAUAUUGCGCGCUUCGCGGCCAAGGCCGAGUCGGUUGAGCAGGAGAUGGUUGUCGAAGUGCCCAAGCCGUAGAUGGAGUUGUUUGCUGCGUUCGCUCAUACCCUUUUGCGCUUAGACCGUUGACCUCUCUCUCUCUUCCUUGAAUACUACACAUAGCUUCCUUGUCUGCACUGCGCAGUGAGGAGUUGGCAUGGAUGGAACGAAUGCGAUGUUAUAUCACGCAAUUGCAAUGGAAUCAAGAUAGUAUACUUCAA
Molecule: messenger RNA, 1412 nt
Organism: Parastagonospora nodorum SN15
Lineage: Eukaryota; Fungi; Ascomycota; Dothideomycetes; Pleosporales; Phaeosphaeriaceae
Exons: 3
Coding region: 1-1230 (409 amino acids)
Cellular component (GO): cytoplasm
Molecular function (GO): glutamine synthetase activity
Source: RefSeq, a predicted model, not a curated record